Molecule: messenger RNA, 12339 nt
Organism: Podarcis lilfordi (Lilford's wall lizard)
Lineage: Eukaryota; Metazoa; Chordata; Lepidosauria; Squamata; Lacertidae
Source: the annotation of a GenBank genome assembly
GACCUUUGGGCGCCCCUGAGGCCAACGGGACACCUGCCUGCUACUUCCCGAGGCCCGGCUCGUCUCCAGUGCAGUAGGGAACCCGGCGUGGGGAAGAGAGGGGCCGUCUUUUAUUACCGCACGGGGCGACUUGACGAGGUAGGAAGCCGGCAAGGGGAGUCUCGGCCGCGGGGGCGCAGGCAGCCCGACGACCCGCUCAAGGGCGCCGCGAAGGCGAAGCGGACAGCGGCCUACCUACGCGCCUCCCUUCGGAAACGGGACGGAAAGCACCGCGGAGGCCCUUUUGCCCGCCGCGCCGCGACCUUCCUCCCGUUACCUCCUCCUCUUCGGCCCGGCGUGGGGGGCGGGCGGAAACCCGGUCCGGCCUUAACGACACAGGACGCCUCCUCCGCCGCUGCCUCCUCAGAAGCGGCCUCCUCAGCACUCAAGAUGGCGGAGGGCCGUCGGCAAUUUCCGCGACGCGCUCGGCAACAUUCGGCGAGGACGCCGCCGACGUUCCGCGGCCCGCACGCAAGUUCCGCCGUCAAUUGAAAACAAACGAGGCGAACCAACCGUCGAUUUCCCUCCUUGAUUGACGUGAGCGAUGACCCGCCUCCUCCUAGCGUAGCUUCCGGCUUUUAAAACCUGCGGAGGGGCGGGGCCGGACCGUUAGAAACAAACGGGGAGAAGCACCGCCCCUUUCUUGAUUGACGUGAGCGAUGAUCCGCCUCUUCCUAGCGUAGCUUCCGGCUUUUAAAACCUGCGGAGGGGCGGGGCCGUUCCGUUAGAAACAAACGGGGAGAAGCACCGCCCCUUCCUUGAUUGACGCGAGAGCUGAUCCCGCCUCCUCCUGUCAUAAAUCUGCAGCUUUCAAAACCGGCGGGGCUGGGGCGUGUCCGUUGUUCCGCCCUUGAGCGGCGGAAGGACACGUCGGCGGGAAUGAGCCCCCGUGGCGGAGGGAUUUGCGUGCGUGCGUAUAUAUAAGAGCAGCGCAGGCCGAGCGCCGCCCUCUUUCCCCGACGGCCGUCGUGGUGGCUGUUGUGCGCGCGCAGCCGGUCUCUUCCCCGCCUCCCGCUCCUGAAACUUCGGCGCCAUCAUGGGCUUUGGGGAUCUGAAAUCCGCCUCGGGGCUCCAGCUUCUCAACGCCUUCCUAGCCAGCAGGAGCUACAUCGAGGGGUGAGCCGCCCUCCGCGCACCCCGAAAUAUUCACGGUUUCCGUAUCCCUGUUAAACGCCAGCAGUAGGUCCCGCUUUUCCCAUUCAUUGGCCUUCGCUUCUUCCCGCGUAGGCCCCACGUUGCUGCACGAAGAGGGCGAUUUGAAUGAGGACUAGGAACUUGGCAAGUCUCUUUUGGAAACCUUGCUGUGCUUUGCGCGCGCGCGCGUGAGAAAGGAGCUAUAGAUGGUCGUAGGUGUAUCUCUUUUAACACCCUACGAUUGAAGCCACGUUAUUCUGAGGCAUUUUAAAGUAUAUUAAUAAUAACAAUUUUUAUUUAUUCCCCGGCCAGAGCCGGGCUCAGGGCGGCUAACACCAAUAAAAUCACAGUAAAAGCAUAAUGGGGGAAAGAGAAAUACCAAUUUGAAAUACCAAUACCAAUUUGAAAUACAGGCUAAAAUUCAAUUUAAAAUGCAGCCUCAUUUUAAAGUAGCCGAUAAAUCUUAGCCUCUAGUCUUCCUACUUUCUGAGGGGCAUCAUAAGGCAAAUCAUGGUUACGAAUACCAGUCCUAGGAGUGGUAUUUGCUUUUCAGGUCAAGCUUGUCUCCCGCAGAGGCCCACAUUAGUUAAAAAGAGAAGAGGGGCUUGCAGGCACAAAGGAAAGGAGAGUUCUUCAAGGCCCCAAAGCCUUCUAACAAUGAAUUUAUAUAUGAAUAGCUGCUGGUUCCUGUUCCUUUGGGUGGUGCAGGGUGCAAGCUGGUCUUUACCCCCUUCCUCAAAGAUAGGAAGCGAGGCCUUGCACUAUCUCUUGAUCCCCCUGCCUUCUACUUCCCUUCUGCUCUCUAGUCCCAUAAAUUAUUCUUUUGCAGAUUUUGGGCUCUGGGAGAGAGCCGCUUGCCUAACAAAUUGAUGGUUUAUGGGGCAUUUGAACCAGCAGCCGUCUGAUUUGCAAUGCUCUUUCCAAGCUGUUGCCACGUGUCCUUUACUAACGCAUUUGGCCAUUGUUGGGUGGUUUUGGGAUAAAUGUAUUCUGGUUCUGAUGCGGGGGGAUGGAUAAAAAUACAAGGAUGGGUUAGAAAAGUGAAUGGGAGAAAAAUACAAAGAUGGGUUGGAAGAGUACAUGUGAGAAUAUGUAAGCUUAAAGUAACUUGUUCCAAGACCACAUGGCAGUCUUUGUGUGUGGAUCAUGGGAUUUGCAACCUGCCAUAAUGCCCAAAAGUGAGACUUUACAUCAUUUAAAAAACAUCAGUGCUAGAUGUGUUGGGCCUACUGGGAAAUGAGGGGCUUUUGGAGAUUCUGUAUGGGCUUUUGUUGUGGUUCUUGGGUGGUAGAGUAUUAAGACUAAUCCAGAAGUAAUGGAUAUGGUUAAUUAACCAUAGUUAACCAUUUUGUUCAAACUGGGAAAGUGGCGGUUAUCAGUUCUGGAACAAUGCAUGAUAUGAAAGUUUGAAGUUGGUCUCUUAUAUUGCUGGAAGCUGGCUUGUUCUGAAGCUGAUCUGGUAACCAUAAUUUAUUGUUUCAGGUGAACAGGAAAUUAUAGUUAAUAAGAACCUUCCUGGUUUAUUUGUAGCUUGCACAGAGGGGCUACAAACUCUUGUUCAUACCUGCUUAUUUGGGAGACAUCUGAGUGGCUUGCUGAGAUGGAUUUCACUUUAUAUCUGUGGUGCUUUUCGUUUUGCUGAAUGAAACAAAUUUUAACCUGAACAUGUUUUCUGUAGGUAUGUCCCAUCCCAAGCAGAUAUUGCAGUUUUUGAAGCAGUUGGUGCACCCCCUCCUCCUGAGCUGUUCCAUGCCCUCCGCUGGUACAACCACAUUAAGUCUUUCGACAAACAAAAGGCAAGGUAGGGCUCAAUUUGCUGUCAUUUACAGGUUUGUAUUCAAUGUAGCAUUAAGCAACAGCGAUUUCUCUCUUAUUGCCCCCCUUUUUCUGGGAGUUCCCCCAACUCUCCAAAGCAGAUUUGGAGAUGGCAUAAGAGGGGUGGGGAAUCCCAUUGUGCUAGUGCAACUAUGUAAUGACACCCAAAAACUUUAGAACUCUUUUGUCCCGGACAGCCAUAUACAGCACCAGCAGUAAUCAGUGAUGUGGAUGCAACAUUUUUCUAUUUCUGAAACUACAUCAGGUGGAAUUGAGCUAUUACAAAUGUUUCAUCUGCACAAGCAUUCUAGCUUUUCAGACAGAACUAUUCCCCUUUUUCAGGGGGAGAGGGGAAAGUUUCAUUGUACAAAGGGCUACCCAUCUUGCUGUUGGAUAAUAAUAAUAUAAUUUUAUAUUUAUAUCCCGCCCUCCCCAGCCAAAGCUAGGCUCAGAGCGGCUAACAUACAAGUAAGACAAUGCAAAAUAACGAGCGAUCAAUAAAUUAAGAUACAUCCCACAGUUAAUUCAAACAAGUUAAAAUUAAAACUGGGCAAGUUGCAAUCUUCAGGUUAAAAUUGAGGGCAGUUACCAACUGUUUCCACUGACAUUAUAAGCACCUGUGAGUGGGCUGGGAACCUCCUUCAUGCUUGUUCUUAUACAAGGAGAAAAUGAGUCAGACUGAACCCUGACCCAAAGGCCUGGCAUAACAGCUCUGUCUUACAGGCCCUGCGGAAAGAUGUCAAAUCCCGCAAGGCCAUAGUCUCUUGUGAGAGCGCGUUCCACCAGGCCGGGGCCACAGCCGAAAAGGCCCUGGCUCUGGUUGAGGCCAGUCUGAUCUCGGGGGCCCAGAAUCCUUAGGAUGUUGUUAUUUGCAGACUGUAAGGUCCUCUGGGGCAAGGUUAAAACCAGCACCUUAAACCUGAUCCUGUACUCCACCAGAAGCCAGUGCAGCUGGUAUAGCACUGGGUGAAUGUGAUCCCACAGCAGAGACCCUGUAAGGAUUCUCGCCACGGUAUUCUGCACCCCCUGGAGUUUCUGGGUCAGUUUCAAGGGCAGCCCCACAUAGAGUUACAGUAAUAAAGCCUGGAGGUGACCGUUACAUGGUUCACAGUGACGAGGUUGGGGCGAGAGAGGUAACGGACCAAUUAGUACAUCAAAAAUGUUACAAAUUUUUACAAAAAUGGUACAAAGCGUGUCAUAAUGGCCAGUUACGUGAUUAAGUUUCUGUUGCCUUAAUGGAGCUUAUACUUGCUGUAGUGUAUAUAUGUGGCACUAUGGUCUAAACCAGGGUUAGUCAACCUUUUUAUACCUACCGCCCACUAAUGCAUCUUUUUUUAUGGUAAAAAAUCCUUACCGCCCACCAGUGCUUGAUGGAAGGAUUAGCUUGUGCCAUAGAACCCCUACCGCCCACCUAGAAAAGCCCACUAGUGGGCAGUAGGGACCAGGUUGACAACCCCUGGUCUAAACCAUUGAGCCUCUUGGUCUUGCCAAUCUGAAGGUCGGUGGUUCGACUCCAAGGGACAGGGUGAGCUCCCGUUGCUCUGUCCCAGCUUCUGCCAACCUAGCAAUUCUAAAGCACACCAGUGCAAGUAGAUAAAUAGGUACCACUGUGGCGGGAAGGUAAAUGGUGUUUCCGUGCACUUGUCAUGGUGUCCCAUUGCACCAGAAGCGGUUUAGUCAUGCUGUCCAUAUGACCCAGAAAAGCUGUCUGCGGACAAACCCUGCCCCCUUAGCCUGAAAACGAGAUGAAUGCCGCAACCCCAUAUUCACCUUUGACUGCACUUAACCGUCCAGGAGUCCUUUACCUUUACUUUUAUAUAGCACACAUACACUGUGUGAAGUGCAUAAAUUAAAACCAGACUAAUUCAGCAUGAUUCAAAUCUGCUAAACCUCAGGGAAUCAGGAUGUUUUUGGAAUGGCUUAGUGAAAACAUUCAGAUGGCUCACCCCAUGAUCCCUGGCUGAGCAUUAUGUUUGAACCAGGAAUCAUGGUUUGUUUUGCUCCAGACUAGAUUUGCCUGAGUGAAACAACAAUCCCUGGUUUGGACAUAAUGCUAAGCUAGGGAUAAUGGUUGGUUACUUACACUAGGGGCAGCUAUGUAUGCAUUACUGUAGCAUGCAAACUGAAGCAGAAUCUUGUAGCACCCUAAUUUAUUUGUGAUAAUUAUUGUGAAAAUAAUAAAAAACAAAGCUGAGCCACAAUAAUGCCAACUCCAAAUCUCAUAUGUAAGGGGAAAUGUGAAAACCAUUUUACCCAUUUAAAAAAAUUUUUUUUAAGAAUGUUAUUGCGCACGAACAAUGCUUCUCCUGGAAACAGGUCUUCGCAUACAGUGACUUUUCUCUGUUCCCGCCAUGUGUUCUUCAGUCCCUUUUUUAAAAAGCUUUCUAACAAUGAAAAGUCAGAGCUGCCAGACAGCUUUUGUUGUUGUUUAGUCUAUUGUGUCCGACUCUUCGUGACCCCAUGGAGCAGAGCACGCCAGGCAUUCCUGUCUUCCACUGCCUCCCGCAAUUUGGUCAGACUCAUGCUGGUAGCUUCGAGAAGACUGUCCAACCAUCUCAUCCUCUGUCGUCCCCUUCUCCUUGUGCCCUCCAUCUUUCCCAACAUCAGGGUCUUUUCCAGGGAGUCUUCUCUUCUCAUGAGGCGGCCAAAUAUUGGAGCCUCAGCUUCACGAUCUGUCCUUCCAGUGAGCACUCAGGGCUGAUUUCCUUAAGAAUGGAUAGGGUUGAUCUUUUUGCAGUCCAUGGGACUCUCAAGUGUCUCCUCCAGCACCACAAUUCAAAAACAUCCAUUCUUCGGCUAUCAGCCUUCUUUAUGGUCCAGCUCUCACUUCCAUACAUCACUACUGGGCAAACCAUUGCUUUAACUAUACGGACCUUUGUUGGCAAGGUGAUGUCUUUGCUUUUUAAGAUGCUGUCUAGGUUUGUCAUCGUUUUCUCCCAAGAAGCAGGCGUCUUUUGAUUUCGUGACUGCUGUCCUCAUCUGCCGUGAUCAUGGAGCCCAAGAAGGUAAAAUCUGUCACUGCCUUCAUUUCUUCCCCUUCUGUUUGCCAGGAGGUGAUGGGACCAGUGGGCAUGAACCCCCCCCCCCAAUAGUUUGCUGUGGUCGACACAGUCAAAUGCUUUUGCGUAGUCAAUGAAGCAGAAGUAGAUUUUUUCUGGAAUUCUCUAGCUUUCUCUAUAAUCCAGCGCAUGUUUGCAAUUUGGUCUCUGGUUCCUCUGCCCCUUCGAAAUCCAGCUUGCACUUCUGGGAGUUCUCGGUCCACAUACUGGUUAAGCCUGCCUUGUAGAAUUUUGAGCAUCACCUUGCUAGCGUGUGAAAUGAGUGCAAUUGUGAGGUAGUUGAAGCAUUCUUUGGCACUGCCCUUUUUUGGGAUUUGGGUUUUGACUGAUUUCCAGUCCUCUGGCCAUUGCUGAGUUUUCCAAACUUGCUGGCAUAUUGAAUGUAGCACCUUAACAGCGUCAUCUUUUAAGAUUUUAAAUAGUUCAGCUGGAAUGUCAUCACUUCCACUGGCCUUGUUAUUUGCAGUCCUUUCUAAGGCACAUUUGACUUCACUCUGCAGGAUUUCAGGCUCAAGGUCAACAGCCAUACAAUCUGGGGUGUCUGGGACAUCCGUAUCUUUUUGGUAUAAUCCCUCUGUGUAUUCUUACCACCUCUUCUUGAUGUCUUCUGCUUCUGUUGGUCCUUACCACUUUUGUCCUUUAUCAUAUCCAUCUUUGCGUGAAACAUUCCUUUCAUGUUUUCAAUUUUCUUGAACAGAUCUCUGGUUGGAGAAGUAACCAGCAACCCCCUCCAGUAUCUCUGCCAAGAAAAUUCCAUGGACAAUAAUAUCAGGCAUAUAAAAGUCAUGACGUUGGAAGAUGAGCCCCUCAGGUCGGAAGGCGUUCAACAUGCUACUAAGGAAGAGCGGAGGACAAGGACAAGUAGAUCCAGAGCUGAUAAAGCGAGUGGAACAAAGCCAAAAGGACACUCAGUUGUGGAUGUGCCUGGAAAUGAAAAGAAAGCCGAACGCCUUAAAGGAAAAUAUUGCAUAGGCACCUGGAAUGUAAGAUCCAUGGACCAUAGUAAGCUGGAUGUGGUCAAACAGGAGAUGGCAAGAAUAAAUAUUGACAUCUUGGGCAUCAGUGAACUAAAAUGGACCGGAGUGGGCGAAUUCAGUUUGGAUGACUAUCAUAUCUACUACUGUGGUCAAGAAUCCCAUAGAAUAAAUGGAGUGGCCCUCAUAGUCAACAAAAGAGUGGCGAGAUUGAUACUCGGAUACAAUCUCAAAAAUGAUAGAAUGAUCUCGAUACGAUUCCAAGGCAGACCUUUGCACACCACAGUAAUACAAGUUUAUGCACCAGCUACCGAUGCUGAAGAAACCGAAAUUGACCAAUUCUAUGAAGACUUACAAUGCCUUCUAAAACUGACACCAAAGAAGGAUGUUCUUCUCAUUAUGGGGGAUUGGAAUGCUAAAGUAGGGAAUCAAGAGAUAAAAGGAACAACUGGCAAGUUUGGCCUUGGAGUCCAAGACGAUGCAGGGCAAAGGCUAAUAAAGUUCUGUCAAGAGAACAAGCUGGUCAUCACAAACACUCUUUUCGAACAACACAGGAGACGACUCUACACAUGGAAAUCACCAGAUGGGCAGCAUCGAGAUCAGAUUGAUUAUAUUCUCUGUAGCCAAAGAUGGAGAAGCUCUAUAGAGUCAGCAAAAACAAGACCUGGAGCUGACUGUGGUUCAGAUCAUCAGCUUCUUAUAGCACAAUUCAAGCUUAAACUGAAAGCAGGGAAAACCACUGGGCCAGUAAGAGACAAUCUAAAUCAAAUCCCUUAUGAAUACACAGUGGAAGCGAGAAACAGAUUUAAAGAUUCAGAUUUGGUGGACAGAGUGCCUGAAGAACAAUGGAUGGAGGCUCGUAACAUUAUACAGGAGGCAGCAACGAAAACAAUCCCAAUGACAAGGAAAUGCAAGAAAGCAACGUGGCUGUCCAAUGAGGCCUUACAAAUAGCGGGGGAGAGAAGGCAAGCAAAAUGCGAGGGAGAUCGUGAAAGAUACAGGAAAUUGAACGCAGAUUUCCAGAGAAAAGCAAGGAGAGACAAGAGGGCCUUCUUAAACAAGCAGUGCGAAAAAGACAACUUAAGGCAUGAAUUAUAUACUUGUAUCAGUGCAGACUAUUCCUUGUACAGUAAAGAUCUAAUCGAGAAUAACAUGAAAUUGCUGUAACUCCUGCUCCUCAGAAAUAAGUUGGUGCAUAUAGAAUAAACCUGUGAAAUUGAGUGUUGUGUACCCUAUUCAAAUUUUUCAGGCAGCAGGUGGAGCUCUUCCAAUGCUUUUCAAAAGGUUUUAUUCCCUUUUCCCCUCCCCCCGAAUUAAAAACACUUCUGGCUAGCGUUGCAUGGGAAUAUGGCUGUUUUAAGAGAACUCCAGGCUUGUGACAAAACACUUAACCAUACUCAGUGGCUGGGCUUAAUGAACUGACAGGCAGCGGUGAGAUGGAGGGCACCUCAGGUUGGCAAUUUAUGCAGAGUCGGGCUUAGAACUGCGGCUUUUGCGUGGUGAUCCCUCGGCCGCAAGCGCACAAGCAGUUUGCCAGAGCAGCUAUGAGUCCAGGUUCAGGCCAAAGAUUUAUGAUGGUUGGGAGAGAGUACUGGGGGGGGGGGGGAAUAGCAGAAGGAAAUAUUAUAUCCCGGUUAGACAACUUGCUUAGGUCUGGUCCUUUUCAUGCGGCAGACUGAUGUGGAGGAAUGGACUGUACCACUUUAGGCUCCGGGGGGCGGUAUCUUCGUUAUUCCUCUGCUAAGAACUCCCUGGAAUUCGACGUGGAACGUAGCAGGGGCAGGGCUGAAUUGGAAUCUUUCUGCUCUAAGAAAGAUUUAUUUGCAGUGAGUCUUUUCAAAAAUGGGAGAGCACAUACGCUUCAUUAUAAUAUAAUAAUAAAUGAGCACAUUUGGGUAAAAAGAUUUCAGUUCAUUCUAUCACCUUAUUCGAACCUCAUUCUGUGGCAGGCAUAAACCCAAUCUCCCAUGCUUGCAUGUUUGAUUUAGUGACUAGCCCGUUGGGUAAAGGUAAAGGGGCCCCUGACCAUUAGCUCCAGUCGUGACCGACUCGGGGGUUGUGGUGCUCAUCUCGCUUUAUUGGCCAAGGGAGCCAGCGUUUGUCCGCAGACAGCUUCCGGGUCAUGUGGCCAGCAUGACAAAGCUGCUUCUGGCAAACCAGAGCAGCGCAUGGAAACGCCAUUUACCUUCCUGCUGGAGUGGUACCUAUUUAUCCACUUGCACUUUGACGUGCUUUGGAACUGCUAGGUGGACAGGAGCAGGAACCGAGCAACGGGAGCUCACCCCGUAAUGGGGAUUCAAACCGCUGACCUUCUGAUCGGCAAGUCCUAGGCUCUGUGGUUUAACCCGCAGCGCCACACACAUCCCUGCCCGUUGGGUAGCAGGUGCUUUUUCAGCUGGCAUCUGGUAUCUUGCCUCUGAAAUGUCUCCAUGGUUAAGUGGUGGCUGGUUUGUUAAUUAGUUGCCCAAACUGGGACACACUUUUGCAAUUUAAUUCUGGGUCGUAUGUAGUUAGUAGAAGGGCACCAUAUAAGUUCUGUCUGGGUUUUUUUUUCCUAGUCUGCCUGGAGUGAAGAAGGCGUUGGGAAAAUAUGGCCCUUCAGAUGUUGAGGACUCAACAGGCACUGGCGGAGACAGCAAAGAUGACGAUGACAUUGAUCUCUUUGGCUCUGAUGAAGAGGAGGUAUGCAGAAUGUUUUUUCUUUCAGUUUCCAGUUGCAGAGAGGUGUCAUGAGCCCACAUGCAUUUAAACAAAAAAGAACCUGGCAACAUGAUGAACAAAACCAAAUCACCAUCUUUCGGCUGAAAACAUGAUGAUUUGUUUUACCUGACAUGUCCAGUUAUACUUGAUCACUGUUUGGGAACAGUUGCUUUCUUUUGUCCAACACGGUCUCUUUCUUUUCAUAGGAAAGUGAAGAAGCAAAAAGAUUAAGGGAGGAGCGGCUUGCUCAGUAUGAAUCAAAGAAAUCCAAAAGUACGUUAUCCAGCUCCUUCGCCUUUGAAUUUAUGCACUUUGAAUUGCUUUUUUGAUUAAGGUUAUUGUGAAUUAAAAUCAGCAUAAAUAAGUGACAGCAGAACUUUCUUCCAGCUAUUUCCAAAGUGUCCUAAUAAGUUUUGAGUUAAAAUUCCUAGUUUUGACCAAUGUUUUUUCCAGGCUGUGGAAUAGAAGCCAUAGGAAACAAUUGUUUACAAUCAAAUCCUGUGCUGUGUUGCUGAAGGGGAAAUUCUGACUCCUAAUUCUAACCAAUGCAGGAUCCCACAGCUACUGGCCUGAAACUGCUCUGUACUGUAGCAGUUGCAGUAUUCCAACUGUGGGAGAUUAGCAGUUACACUAUGCAAUGCUCCUUUCUCCACCAGGGAAGAGAAUUUCAGUGUAACAGACAGGACCGUGUCUUCCACACUUCGUAUUCUUGUAAUAGCCUAGUUGGAUAGAGAAAUCAAUGUUCCGUUUAGCAGUACUUAACGUUUCUGUAAUGUAUUACGCCUCUGUGUAAUCUUUUUUUUAAUGCUUUUCUUAACCAGUAUAGGUUAAACUUGCAACUAGGUGCAUUUGUAGAGAAUUCCUGGUUUUAAUCGGAACACUCUGCUUUGCUGCUUUUCCUAAGCUAUCCUUUGCUUUCUCUAGAGCCAGCGCUCGUUGCCAAGUCAUCCCUCUUGUUGGACGUGAAACCUUGGGAUGAUGAGACGGACAUGGGCAAAUUAGAAGAGUGUGUCAGAAGUAUUCAGGCGGAUGGCCUUGUUUGGGGAUCUUGUAAGUAACUGGCCGACAGUAGGAGGCUCAUAGCUCUCUGGCAGAGCACACAGUUUAUAUGCAUAACAUCUCGCUCGAUUCAGAUGGCUCUUAAAUUGUAGUCCGAAGAACUUGAUGGUGCCACUUACUUCAAUUCCCAGGGCAGUGGAACCUUGCAAGUAAGAAGAUCUGGAGAGCUUCCAGUGGGUGGGCUUCAGACUGCUACAGCUGCAUACGGCCUCCCAGUAGUUCUCUGAGUUUGAGAGAGUAAAAUUUUGGCGUUCCAUCACAGCUGUUGAAUAGAUCGUGGGGUCCAGAAUGGCUGACGUAAUGAGCUCCACAAUCACAUUCCAUUUGUGCAUUUGACAGGCGGGGGGUUGCAUCUAAAUAUUUGCCCCCUUGGAGGAAGGUUGGGGGAAAGGAAGGGUAAGAAACCAUCUCCACUAGCGGAGGGGUAGCACUGCCAGGGUGGUGCUUGUAUGUAGCAGGUACCGAGUACGUGUGUGCAAAGCAAUGCUUCUAAUGCGCAGCCCUUUGAAACAGCAAGGAUUUUGCCCUUUGCAGAAAAGUCUAGAAAAACCUGGUGAACUGGAUGAACUCUGAACUCCCACAAACACCCUGUCCUCAUUUUCUUUGUGAUGUAUUCAACAGUUAAAGAAGUGAUUUGAUGAAGGUAUCUGUGGCUGGGGAAACCCAGCCAGAUGAGCGGAGUAUAAAUAGAAUUAUAUUCCCUCAAAGAUAAUAAUGUCUCACUUCCCCACUGUCGGUCUAGGAGAACGGGCUCCUUUAAUCUGUUCCCUUUAUGGUCAGGGGUAUGUAGCUUCCACUUUGAGGGCCUAAUCCUGCCCCCCAAAAAGAUCCUACCAAUUUUGGCAGCAACUAGAGCAGGCAGAUGCCAGCACCCUGAUGGGGAUGCAAAUUGCCCCUCCCCCCAGUCAGAUUGAGGAUUUGAUGAGCAAGGAGGAGGCAGUGAUUCUCCUCAGCUGAUCUGCAUGGGUAAGCUGGGGGGGGGCAAGCAGGUGAAUGAGAGUGUGGGGUGGCAGCACCCACUUCUGGGCACAUCCAUUGCUGGGUGGGGCCUCCACAGGGUUGAUCCAAGGGUGGACGUGGUCCUUGAGCCAAAAGUUAGAUGCCCCUUUUCCUUUUUAAAAAGUCUUUUUCCCCCUUUUGCAUUCCACCGAGGGGGAAUGUAAAUGUUCACAGCUUGCUUGUGUAUUAGCUGUUGCAGAGAGGUCAGGUUUAGGCCACUGGCUAUGCUUUCUCCCCAUCGGAAGCCCCGACAGCAGCCAAGAUUAUGAUGGGGCGAAAUUCUUGUCAGUCCAUAACCCUGAGUUUGCAUAGAUAGAAAAGAGGCAGAACCUCGCUUCUCACAGCUCUUUUGAUUGCUUUCUAGCCAAGCUGGUUCCAGUUGGUUAUGGAAUCAAGAAACUUCAGAUUCAGUGUGUGGUUGAAGACGAUAAAGUUGGAACCGAUAUGCUGGAGGAGAGGAUCACUGCGUUUGAGGAUUAUGUUCAGUCCAUGGAUGUGGCUGCUUUCAACAAAAUCUAAGCCCCAAUAGCACCAGGAAUAAAACAUUUGCAACACUCGAG